Stegastes partitus (bicolor damselfish) is the source of this 1362-nucleotide messenger RNA. It is a transcript of the gene aptx, whose product is annotated as aprataxin. NCBI's taxonomy places the organism in Eukaryota, Metazoa, Chordata, Actinopteri, Pomacentridae. Gene Ontology annotation, molecular function: single-strand break-containing DNA binding; DNA 5'-adenosine monophosphate hydrolase activity; double-stranded RNA binding. Gene Ontology annotation, biological process: single strand break repair. The record is from RefSeq and is a predicted model, not a curated record. Gene Ontology annotation, cellular component: nucleus. The coding region runs from base 74 to 1069 and encodes 331 amino acids. The transcript has 7 exons.
GAGACCAGUCCCCAAAACAAUCGUGGAUCGUGCUGUAGAUUAAGCUAACUGGAAAGCACCGUAACAUGCUACAAUGCCGAUUUGCUGGCUUAUUAGCGAGGAGGGUAAUCACAAACCCAUCCGUCUGCCUCAUUUACAGACAGUUGUACUGGGUCGAGGCCCAGAAACGACUAUCAAAGACAAAAAAUGCUCUCGGGAGCAAGUUGAACUGAAAGCAGAAUGCAACAAAGGUUAUGUCAAAGUCAAACAGCUGGGCUUAAACCCCACCUCUAUAGACUCUGUGGUGGUGGGAAAAGGCAACGAGGUCAAAAUAAAGCCUGGACAGCAGCUCCAUAUUGUCAAUCAGCUUUACCCGUACACUGUACAGUUCAAAGAGGACCCAAAUGGUAGCCACAGCAUCCCAAAAAGACCUCGAGAGUCAGCCUCAGAGGACAGAGAGAGCAAGAGAGAGGCUCAGGUUGUGAAAGCAGCCAAACAGACAGAAGAGGUUUCUGUGUCAGCCAGCCAUGGAGAAGCCAAAAGAGAAAGUGCUGGACAUUGGAGCCAAGGCCUGAAGACUUCAAUGCAAGACCCUAAUAUGCAGGUAUACAAGGAUGAUAAAGUAGUAGUCAUUAAAGACAAAUACCCCAAAGCUCGGCACCAUUGGCUCGUCCUCCCAUGGCAGUCGAUUCCCAGUCUGAAGGCUUUGUGUGAGGAACACUGUGAUCUGGUCAAACACAUGCAGCGAGUUGCUGACCAAAUGGUUCAGCAGUGUCCAGAUUCUAGCUCGCUACGCUUCCGCACAGGUUACCAUGCCAUCCCAAGUAUGAGUCAUGUUCACCUCCAUGUGAUCAGCCAGGACUUUGACUCUCCUUGUUUGAAGAACAAAAAACACUGGAACUCAUUUACAACUGACUAUUUUAUUGAGUCUCAUGAUGUCAUUCAGAUGCUUGAAACAAAUGGAAGGGUCACUGUAAAAGAAGGCACCAGUGAGUUGUUGAAGCUGCCUCUUCGCUGCCACAUGUGUUGCAAAGAUCUUCCUACUAUACCAGCUCUGAAGGAGCAUCUGAAGUCUCACUUUCCCAGAUAACAACUGUGACCUCAAACAGAUUCCAAUGCUUUGGAUUUUCAUUGGUUUCAUGUAGGAUUCACACCAUGCUAAAUUUGGUUUUGCUUGUUAAUUAUGACUUGUAAUUAUGUGAACAGAAUAGAAUGUACAACUGUGGUUGAAUUUUCACUUAUGUUUAAGAGGUUAAUGUAAGGAUGCACAUCGUUCAUGCUGAAUGCCAGAUGUCAGGACAGCCAAGUUCUAAGAUUUCUGAAUAGUUCCCGAAGUUUCAAACAUGUUUAAAUAUGUUGCAUUAAAGUUUUCUACGAACUAAA